Rhodamnia argentea is the source of this 1393-nucleotide messenger RNA. RefSeq names its product secretory carrier-associated membrane protein 1. The record is from RefSeq and is a predicted model, not a curated record. Bases 242 to 1156 code for a protein of 304 amino acids. Gene Ontology annotation, biological process: protein transport. Gene Ontology annotation, cellular component: recycling endosome membrane; trans-Golgi network membrane. The transcript is spliced from 14 exons. Lineage: Eukaryota; Viridiplantae; Streptophyta; Magnoliopsida; Myrtales; Myrtaceae.
CACCGCCCCCUCUCCCCGCCCCGCGAAGGAAUAUUUUCCCGUCUGGUUUUCUCGUCGAUUUUCUUUUCCCGGAAACCACCAAUCCCCUACCCUUUUUUUCUUCCCUCUCGCUCUCAUUGUCCGCUUUUUCCCGAGCGCUCCGCUGUCGAGCACAGGUUGUCUCCCGCGAUUUCAGCGCGAUCCUCUGCCAGGUUCGCUUCGGCAUUAAGCCCGAGAUCUGUUUGGGUCGCGAUUGGAUCUCAUGAGUCGCUACGAUUCCAAUCCUUUCGAGGAAGAGGAGGUUAAUCCCUUCGCGGACCAAGCAGGUAGAGGGAAGGGGGCAGGCCAGUCAAACUAUGGUGGAGGUGCUUUUUAUAUGACAAAUCCUGGCACUGUCCCACCUGCAACUUCGAGGCUUUCACCUCUUCCUCCUGAGCCAUAUGAUCGUGGUGCAACAAUUGAUAUUCCUCUUGAUAAUGCAAAGGAUCUCAAAGCAAAGGAGAAGGAACUUCAAGCUAAAGAGGCCGAAUUGAAGAAGAGGGAACAGGAAUUAAAACGAAGAGAAGAUGCCGCAUCUCGAGCUGGAAUAGUGAUCGAGGAGAAGAACUGGCCACCUUUUUUUCCUCUUAUCCAUCAUGACAUUCCAAAUGAAAUACCUAUCCACCUUCAGAAGAUUCAGUACGUGGCCUUCACGACAUUUCUGGGCUUGGUUCUUUGCCUUCUGUGGAAUAUUGUGGCUGUGACUACUGCCUGGAUCAAAGGAGAAGGUCCCACAAUUUGGUUUCUGGCCAUAAUUUAUUUCAUAUCUGGUGUUCCUUGUGGUUAUGUGCUAUGGUAUCGACCUUUAUAUCGUGCCAUGAGGACCGACAGUGCCCUUAAGUUUGGGUGGUUUUUCUUGUUUUACCUGUUGCACAUUGGGUUUUGCGUCUUUGCCUGUGUCGCUCCUCCAAUUAUAUUCAAGGGGAAAUCUCUAACAGGAAUCUUGCCCGCAAUAGAUCUUCUGAGUGGUCAUGCUUUGGUUGGGAUAUUCUACCUCAUUGGCUUUGCGUUUUUCUGUGUCGAAUCACUUCUCAGCAUCUGGGUCCUUCAGCAAGUUUAUAUGUAUUUCCGAGGUAGUGGCAAAGCUGCAGAGAUGAAGCGCGAGGCUGCUAGGAGAACCAUGAUGGCUGCGAUCUGAGAGUGCCAUUCAUAGGAUAUGGGUUUUGUAAAAAGUAGAGGCAAUCUGUGCUCUUGAUGAGUUUAUUUCAUUUUGUGGAUAUUUUGAUCACCCUCCUUUGACUGUCACUUAGGACAUACAACUUAUUAUAGGAUUCUCACUGCAACAGGCUGCAUAGGUCAUUCUUCUUCUCUGCUUUAGAAUGUGUAAACAAUUCCUUCAUUUUGCGCAGAUUCUCUUUUUUAUGUUAUUUGAUCA